CGCGCUCGUGAGCGUGUGUGUGUAUAGGCGAGGAACGAAGACCCGAGCGCAACAGGCACGCUGUCCACACAAUAACAUGUCCGUCCUACCUCUGAAAGGGAGGUGUCCGGCUCCGCGUCCUACGUCGCGCUGAUCGCCGCUCCCGCUCGGGAAAUGGCUAAGGAGCGCUGAUCUGCCGCGUUCUCGUCGGCAUCAGACAGGCGCGUCUCAUUUCCAGGAUCCUCUGCUCUUUUUUCUCCGCAGUGCACGGCGGACGAUGACACGAUGACGGGCGGACAGGACGAGAGCUCGGUGCGCGUGGCCGUGCGGAUCCGGCCCCAACUGGCACGGGAGAAGAUUGAGGGCUGCCACAUCUGCACCUUCGUGACACCUGGCGAGCCCCAGGUGGUCCUGGGUAAAGACAAGGCCUUCACCUAUGACUAUGUGCUCGACAUGGAUACGCAGCAGGACAGACUGUACGCCAGCUGCACGGAGAAGCUGAUCGAAGGCUGCUUUGAAGGGUAUAACGCCACAGUCCUCGCCUACGGACAGACAGGCUCAGGGAAGACCUACACCAUGGGCACAGGGUUUGACGUGAGCGUUACCGACGAGGAGUUCGGCAUCAUCCCCCGCGCCAUCGCCCAUCUCUUCAGGGGCAUUGAGGAGCGCCAGAAGGCCGCCGUUGAGCAGGGGCUCCCCAUCCCCGAGUUUAAGAUCAAUGCCCAGUUCUUGGAGCUCUACAACGAGGAAGUUCUGGACCUCUUUGACACGACACGUGACACUGAGGCCAGGAAGCAAAAGUCCAACAUUAAGAUCCACGAGGACGGCAGCGGGGGAAUCUACACAGUGGGCGUUACCACUCGGACCGUAACUUCCGAGGCCGAGCUAUUGCAGUGUCUGAAACUGGGAGCGCUGUCUCGCACCACGGCCAGCACCCAGAUGAAUGUGCAGAGCUCUCGAUCCCAUGCCAUCUUCACCAUCCACCUGUGCCAAGUGCGCGUCUGUUCCCCCGACCACGACGACAAGGUAGACAACAGCAUGAUGGGAGCCGCCUCAGAGUUUGAGACCCUCACAGCCAAGUUUCACUUUGUGGACCUGGCUGGGUCCGAGAGGCUGAAAAGAACUGGGGCGACGGGGGACCGAGCCAAAGAGGGCAUCUCCAUCAACUGCGGGCUGCUGGCCUUAGGGAACGUUAUCAGCGCACUGGGAGACAGAAACAAACGAUCAUCUCACGUGCCGUACCGUGACUCCAAGCUCACUCGCCUCCUGCAGGACUCGCUCGGUGGAAACAGUCAAACGGUGAUGAUCGCAUGCAUCAGCCCAUCGGAUCGGGACUUCAUGGAGACACUGAACACACUAAAAUAUGCUAACCGGGCGCGGAACAUCAAGAACCGGGUUGUGGUGAAUCAGGACAAGGCCAGCCAGCAGAUCAGUGCCCUGCGAACUGAGAUCGCCCGGCUGCAGAUGGAGCUCAUGGAGUACAAGACGGGCAAGCGACUGGUGGGUGAGGAUGGUGCGGAGAGCAUCAGCGACAUGUUCCACGAGAACUCCAUGCUGCAGAUGGAGAACAAUAACCUGCGUGUUCGCGUCAAGGCCAUGCAGGAGACCAUCGAUGCGCAGAAAGCCCGGAUCACGCAGCUGCUGACCGACCAGGCCAACCAGGCACUCGCUAGGGCAGGCGAGGGAAAUGAAGAAAUUGGAAACAUGAUCCAGAACUAUAUCAAAGAGAUUGAAGACCUCAGGGCAAAGCUGCUGGAGAGCGAGGCCGUGAAUGAGCAUCAGAGAAGGAGCCUGUCCCGGGCUGCUGUGCGCUCGUCCUUCUACAGCGGGAGCCCUGGCUCCUUCCCUCCAUCCGUCUUCGCACCUGAGAAGGAGGCUUCUGAAAUCAUUGAGAUUGCCAAGAAGAACCUCGAGAAACUGAAGAAGAAGAAGCGACGGAAGGCAAAAAAUGUGAUUAAGGAAGAAUUUCCUGACAAUGAGCAGGGCAAGGGGAUGGAACGAGACCAGUGUGACCGGACCAGCGAGGAGACAGAGAUGGAGACAAAUGGAGGAAGCGACCAUGAGGAUGAUGAGGAAGAAGAUGAAGAGGAAUGCAUGGAUGCAGAGGAGAGCUCUGACGACUCUGACUCUGAGCUGGAUGAAAAAGAGGACUUCCAGGCAGACCUGGCCAACAUCACUUGUGAAAUUGCCAUCAAGCAGAAGCUGAUCGAUGAGCUGGAGAACAGCCAACGGCGCCUGCACACGCUCAAGCAGCAGUACGAGCAGAAGCUGACGGUGCUACAGAGCAAGAUCCGCGACACUCAGCUGGAGAGGGACCGUGUGCUGCACAGCAUGGGUUCAGUGGAAACCUUCUCUGAGGAGAAAGCCAAGAAGAUAAAGGCUGAGUACGAGAAGAAGCUGAGUAUGAUGAACAAGGAGAUGCAGAAGCUCCAGUCUGCUCAGAAGGAGCAUGCCAGGCUGCUGAAGAACCAGUCACAGUAUGAGAAACAGCUGAAGAAGUUGCAGCAGGAUGUGAUGGAGAUGAAGAAGACCAAGGUACGUCUGAUGAAGGAAAUGAAGGAGCAACAGGAGAAGAACCGCAUGACGGAGACAAAACGUACCCGUGAAAUUGCUGCUCUGAAGAAGGAUCACCGUAGACAGGAGCAUCAGCUGAGACUUCUUGAGGCACAGAGGAGACAACAGGAGCUGAUUCUCCGCAGGAAAACUGAGGAGGUGACCGCUUUACGGCGCCAGGUGAGACCCACGUCAGGGAAGGUGAACCGCAAGGUUAGUUUGCCUGAGCCAUUGCAAGAUCCCUCUCAAAGAGCACCCUCGGGUCGGGUGCUACCGCCCUUGGGAGCUGCUUCGCCCAACGUGACCAGGAGGUUUGAAAGGAGCGUGGCAGCCAUGUCCUCCUCCAGAAGUGUCCGAGCAAAAUGGCAGUCUCUGGAGCGCCGCAUCAGUGACAUCAUCAUGCAGAGGAUGACCAUCUCCAACAUGGAAGCUGACAUGAACCGGCUGCUGAAGCAACGGGAGGACCUGACUAAACAGCGGGAGAAGCUUUCCAAGAAAAGACACAAAAUCACUGCUGAGAGCCCCGAACAGGACAGGACCAUUACGUCCCUGAAUGAAGAAAUGGAGUCGCUGAUGGCUAACAUUGAAUACAUCAAUGAUAGCAUUGCUGACUGCCAGGCCAACAUCAUGCAGUUGGAGGAGGCCAAGGAAGAAGGGGACACAGUGGAUAUUUCUACAGUAAUUGGCUCCUGCACCCUGUCAGAGGCCCGCUUCCUACUAGACCGUUUUUUGACUCUGGCCAUCAACAAGGGCCUGCAAGCUGCCCAGAAGGAAUCCCAGGUUAAGGUGAUGGAAGGCCGUCUGAAGCAGACGGAGAUCAACAGCGCUACCCAGAACCAGCUGCUGUUCCACAUGCUGAAGGAGAAGGCCGAGUUCAACCCCGAGCUGGACGCCCUGCUUGGAAAUGCACUGCAAGAACUAGGUAACAUACCUGUGGAGCAUGAGGAGGAGAGCAGCAGUGAUGAGUCAGUGCCGAGUCCUUCCACAGAUGGAGGCUCUUUGACGUCGGAAAAUAUCAAACUGUGCACCGAUAGCCGACCUAAAAAUAAGGCUCGCAGGAGAACCACCACACAGAUGGAGCUGCUGUAUGCCAGCAGCAGUGACCCCACCAUUGAUGUGCCAUCUGAAUUCCCCAGCCCUCUCCUACCAGUUUCCGGAGCCCAGGAUCAGGGCGUGAGCCCGGAGUGUGUGGGGGCAGCGAUUAGGGACAGAGAAGCAACUUCUCCUUCCUCAGGCUUGUCCGUUAAGCUGGGUAGCAUCUCUGCCUCAAGACCUCCCUCAGGGAUUGAGAGGAGACCACCCGACAGCACCCCCUCAACGCGGAGCAGGAUGUCUGACCGGGGGCAAACGGCGACAGACAAGUUCAAGGGCCAGGAGACAAAACAAGGUGUGAUCAACCCGGUUGCCGUCCCCAAGGGUAGCCGAGCUGCACCUCUGCUUUGUGUCUACAUGGCGGAGGGACACACCAAGGCUGUCCUGUGUGUGGACUCCACCGAUGACCUGCUUUUCACCGGUUCCAAAGACCGUACCUGUAAGGUGUGGAACCUGGUUACAGGACAGGAGAUCAUGUCCCUGGGAGACCACCCCAGCAGCGUGGUAUCUGUAAAGUACAGCUCCAGUCUGGUCUUUACCGUGUCCACGGCCUACAUCAAGGUGUGGGACAUCCGCGACUCCGCCAAGUGCAUCCGCACACUCACGUCCUCUGGUCAGGUAACCCCGGGCGAUACCUUUGUGACCAGCACCACUCGGACGGUCACUGUCCCGCCUGGAGAGAACCAGAUCAAUCAAAUUGCACUGAACCCUGCAGGGUCUUUCCUGUAUGCUGCAGCUGGGAACUCAGUCAGGAUGUGGGACCUAAGGAGGUUUGUAUCUACAGGAAAGCUCACAGGACACCUGGGGCCUGUAAUGUGUGUGUCAGUGGACCGGAUGGGGCAUGGUCAGGAUCUGGUCGUUACCGGCUCUAAGGAUCACUAUGUCAAGAUGUUUGAUGUGACCGAGGGGGCCCUGGGCAGCAUCUGCCCCACACACAGCUUUGAACCCCCCCAUUACGACGCUGUCGAGUCUCUGUGUGUGCAGGGAGACUGGCUAUUCUCCGGGUCCCGGGACAGUAGCAUCAAGAAGUGGGACCUGUCCCACAAAGUCCUGCAGCAGCAAGUGUCGACUGCGCAUCACGCCUGGAUAUGUGCGCUGGCCGUGGCGCCCGGUUCUCCUACGCUUCUCAGCUGCUGCCGGGGAGGCAUGCUGAAGUUGUGGCACGCCGACUCGCUGGCACCGCUGGGGGAGAUGAAGGGUCAUGAGAGUCCCAUCAACGGGAUCUGUGUCAACAGCAGCCAUCUGUUCACUGCCUCAGACGAUCAGACUGUGAAGAUUUGGGAGGUUCGGAGUGGAAUGAGCGACAUCACGACCUAGGUUAUGGAUAAACGACCCAAUUCUGGCCUGUGUCACAUGACCUUCAAACCGGCCAAGGGUAGUCCAGGGGUUAAAGCUGGCGUCACCCCUCAGUAGUGAUGAGUGUCUACACUCAAGCUCAGGCGUUCUUCAUGCCCAGGAAGAAAGAGAAUGAAUCUGAGCUGAUGGCUUCUGUGGAUCUCAUCAGACGGUCAUCUCCAGCAGCUCCAGGGAAUCUUCCAGCUUUGCUGAAUACAUUCCUGUUGAACCUGGUGCUGGAGUAUACAGUUCUGCUCAACGUGGUCCUCCCGAACAGGGUUCAUUUGACUACGAUCCCUCUGAAUAUGGUCUUCUAUUAGUUUGCGUUAUUUCACAAAUUGCUACCAUGGACCAUUAUUUGGAAUCCUGGAGCAGGUCUGCAGGAUUUUGUGCACAUGUUGUUCUUCUAGGUAUCAGCAUAUUCCAGUCUGAUGGCAGAACAGUCCUGGGAGUGUUUCUCAAACAUGGGCGUUAACUUACACCAUGCAGUUUAACGGUCAAACAUCUAGCUUCGAAAUCAGCAUGCCUAAUUGUUCCUUUGCAACAUAUUUCACUCCUGGGUGUUUUUCAGUGGGCUUUUACCUUUUUCAAAACCGUAGUGUCCAUGUCAGUGCUUCACACAUGUAUCUCUGAACAUAGUGGCUUUUCUGUAGGUUUCUGUUCGCUCUCAUUGUCCUAAAGUAUAUUAUCUCUGUAUGAGCCUGCUGAAACACUGGAUGGUUUCAUCUCAUGACCGUACUCUUGAGGUCUUUGUAACAGUAACCUUUGGACCGCUAACUUGAGCCCUAUACAGGUGGCUCUGAAAAAUGUACAGGCUGUAAGUAUUCAUGUGCCUCCAAUCCGUGUGCUGUCGAUGGUGGUUUUGGACUGUUUCUGGUAUUUGGUUUGACGAUGAUGAUUUCCAGAACUUCCAUGUGAUUCUUGAAGUGACUUUUAAGUGAUCAUGAUGUC
Molecule: messenger RNA, 5910 nt
Organism: Scleropages formosus (Asian bonytongue)
Lineage: Eukaryota; Metazoa; Chordata; Actinopteri; Osteoglossiformes; Osteoglossidae
Product: kinesin-like protein KIF21A
Exons: 34
Coding region: 265-4941 (1558 amino acids)
Biological process (GO): microtubule-based movement; mitotic spindle organization; spindle elongation
Cellular component (GO): microtubule associated complex
Molecular function (GO): microtubule binding; ATP binding; microtubule motor activity
Source: RefSeq, a predicted model, not a curated record